Haliotis rubra (blacklip abalone) is the source of this 2439-nucleotide messenger RNA. RefSeq lists its product as uncharacterized. Bases 280 to 2049 code for a protein of 589 amino acids. The record is from RefSeq and is a predicted model, not a curated record. The transcript has 17 exons. Lineage: Eukaryota; Metazoa; Mollusca; Gastropoda; Lepetellida; Haliotidae.
AAAUUUCCGUCACAUAUAUGUCAGACUAUUUGGGAAACUGUUUCAGAAACACUCCCCUCGUCCAUGACGUACCGAUACGUCACAAUCGUGAUCGACUGCGAGCUAGACACCUACAAUCUAUCAAAGGCCUAUAUACGUCACGGCAAGCAGGUAUUGUGAACAUCUCCCACGGAACACCAGAGCAUAAGCUCAAUACAAGCUCACAAGGCAGCUGCUUGAACCGACAACACUAUCCCAGAACACUCUCCUGAAGCCAGGACUUAUAUUUACAGGAUAAUCAUGAAGUGGACACUCGCCAUUAGGAUUUUCGCUUUACUAUGCAUCACACAAACUACCACAGCUUUCCUGUCAGAAAGAACCCGCUGCACGUUUGUUGACAUCAUCACCUGUUGGUUCAACCCGUGCAGGUCAUCUGUGUGUCCGCUGUAUCCCCAAGCCAGAUGCAGUCUGCUAUACCUGCGAUGCGGAUGUCGGGCUGUAUGGCACACCAGCUUCGGUCAAGUCAACUGUAACGGUCCACCGCGAAUCAGACUUGGACAUGAAGUCGCAGUGGCGUCAUCAAGAUUACCCGCUCCCGCUGUAAGAGUGGCACCAUCAACACCCGUUGUGCAACGAGUUGUGCCAGAACGGAGACAGCUGCCACAGAAUGACUGUCCACCGGAAGUGAUGCAUGUGCGGUGUCGUGACGACCCAUGCAUGCGGACAUCUUGCAGGAGCAUGCCGGAUGCUGUGUGCAGACCCAACUACUGUGGAGGUUGCAUGGCCGAAUUCUUCAGGGAAGGCAUGCGAGUACAGUGCGGACGGACCAGUUUCCCGGAACUCAUUGACCCAGCGUCCGUCAUGGUGAAGGACAGGAGCGCCUACACCAAUAGCAAGGGUCGACAACCUCCCCCGAUCAUCCCUGCAGGCCCUGAUCCCUUCACCCAGGUACCAGGCCCCGCCCCUGGGUGGACAGGCCCCCAGGUUCUACAGCCUUCUCCAAGCCUCACCCAACCACCGUCACCAUGGACUGACGGUACCCGUAUCACUCAAGUUACCCCACGCAGUGUUGCUACCGGUCCCCGAGUUUUCGCUAGUAGUGUGUCCAGUCAGAGCACCGUCCCACAGAACUCUCGGUCCCAGUCUCGUGGUGACGCCGCCCUAGCACUGCAACAGAAUGUGUUCGGACUUGGAGCCCUCUUUCCCGAUGAGAACACUGCCCCACAGGUAUCCUCAGCAUCGCAACCUGGCGGCCCACUUCCGACCAAUUCCAUGGACAGAGCACAGAACAAUUUCGGAUCUCAGGGCCAGACUGGACAGGAGUCGUUCAGCAGAGGUUCUGGGGUCGUCCCUCCUUCCUCGUUCACCACCACCGCUGGUACAGCAUGGCAGGCGAGACAAGGUCAAGGUCAGAAUAACCUAGCGGCCUGGAGAGCCAGAUCCGGCGCCACAGGCAGCACACUGGUUCCCGCUGGUGGACAGAGCGGUGUUGUGAGGACGUCUCUUGGACCUUUGCCGAGUCAAAGAGGACUGUUCGUCCCAACCACAGCUGAAACCUGCCCCGCGGGUACGUCCCCGGCGAUAUGUUCCUCCCACCCCUGCGCCAACCAGACCUGCCACAUCCCGGGGGCAACCUGCAUCCCGAAUGCUUGCGGCUCCUGCUUCGCCCGGUGGUACCUAGACGGACAGGAGGUGGACUGCUCAGGAGGGUGUACAGAAUCUCAGAUAACAGUGGCGUGUCCCAGGAACCCAUGUGCCGUGUACUCAUGCCCCGCCCACCCAGACGCAGUGUGCAGAUAUUCCAAGUGCGGGUCGUGCAGAGCUCAGUGGUUCAUUGGUAACAGAGAAGUGAAGUGUGACAUCCCUUGGUCGGCAUCACCCUGUCCCCAGGACCAGAAACCGACGUGCAGUUGCUUCUACAACCAUUGUCAGACAGACAGACAGGCGCGGUGCAGGGUGACCGGUUGUGGAUCCGACUGCGGCACCGAGUUCUACAAAGUCAACAACAACAGCAUCGUCAUCGUCGACUGCCCUGUCCAGAAGGGACAGUGGUCAAGAAACCCACAGUAGAAACACCCUGACAUAUGCCACGCAAAGAUGUGACCCAAUAGUUGUGGGCGUUCAAAGUGCAUUGCCUUUCAUGGCGCCUCUAGCCGUGCACAGAUGCUGUAACACCUAUCCUCAUCUUGUCAACGUAUUUCAAAGAAAAACACGCUGGCUCUAAUCUUAUAAUGCACUUUAUCAUUACACGCAGUUACUCGUAAACACGCUUUAGUUUUCGUUGUGGUGUUCGGUGGAAAGAAAUCCAAACAUUCGGCACACACUUGCAACGCCUUUCGACGACUGUUGCCAAUAUCAGUGAUAUGUAUGUUGAACGUCUUGUUAAAAAACAAUACAAUAUUUCUUCGUAACUGUCCACUGUGCUAGUAUGUGAAUAAAAUAUAUACAUGUGUGUAAAAA